Molecule: messenger RNA, 444 nt
Organism: Dracunculus medinensis (Guinea worm)
Lineage: Eukaryota; Metazoa; Nematoda; Chromadorea; Rhabditida; Dracunculidae
Source: the annotation of a GenBank genome assembly
AUGAAAAUAGAUCCACACCAAUCACUGAAUACAAGUGAAUAUGGUUCCGAAUGGUCAGACAAUGGUACAAUUUUAAAAGAAUCUAGAUUGGUUCGCAACAGUCAUUUCAAUAAAUCAAUUCUUAUGGAACUGGCCGAGCGAAUUAAUGAAAAAAGAAGGAUUUAUAAUAUUUCCCCUAUAACUAUGAACCUUGAACUCUGUGCUCGAGCAAAACAAUGGGCAAAUAUUUUAGUUACGAAGAAAACUUUCGAGCCAAAAAGGAAUUUAUCAAUGAAUUUAUGGAUGGGACAAAAUCCAACAGGUGGUAUAGUUGAUGAAUGGGAUAAAGAAAUGACUUCAUGGCCAGCACAUAUUUUUCGAUGUGCUUCAUUCAGUAAAAUGGGCAUUGCAAGUUCUUAUGACGAUCGAACGCAAUCAUUCAUAAUCGUAGUUGAAUAUUCUUGA